CUAAAAGAAUUCAUCAACAUCUAGGUUUGUACUCAUCUCACAACUAGCUAUAUUAUUCCCCUUAUUUUCGAGCCUCCACCACCACAACAACAUUGUUAGCAGAGAGAACAUCAACAACAAUGGCUGUGAAAGAACCACAAACUCUGCAACAUGUUGGUAAUGGUGAUGUUGUUGAUGCAAAAAAACAUCAACAGAAUUUUGAUCCAAGUGCUCCUCCACCAUUCAAGAUUGCAGAGAUUCGUGCUGCCAUUCCAAAACAUUGCUGGGUCAAGAAUCCAUUGAUUUCUCUUGGUUACGUUCUAAGAGAUUUGUUCAUUGUCAUUGCAUUGAUUGCUGCUGCAAUUCAUUUCAAUAACUGGAUCUUUUGGCCAAUCUAUUGGAUUUCUCAAGGGACAAUGUUUUGGGCUCUUUUUGUUCUUGGACAUGAUUGUGGCCAUGGAAGCUUUUCAAAUAGUUCUUUACUGAAUAGUUUGGUGGGCCAUUUCUUGCAUUCAUCAAUUCUUGUACCAUAUCAUGGAUGGAGAAUCAGUCAUAGAACUCAUCAUCAAAACCAUGGUCAUGUUGAGAAAGAUGAAUCAUGGGUUCCUCUGACAGAGAAGAUGUACAAGAGUUUAGACAACAUGACAAAAACAAUGAGAUUUACUUUUCCAUUUCCAAUCUUUGCAUACCCUUUUUAUUUGUGGAACAGAAGUCCUGGUAAAGAAGGUUCACAUUUCAAUCCAUAUAGCAAAUUGUUCACACCAAGUGAGAGAAAAGAUGUGAUAACUUCAACUGUUUGUUGGAGUAUCAUGUUUUGUUUGCUUACAUAUUUAUCCUUAAUUAAGGGUCCAAUUGUUAUGCUCAAACUCUAUGGUGUUCCAUAUUGGAUCUUCAUUAUGUGGUUGGACUUUGUCACAUAUAUGCAUCACCAUGGUUACAGUCAAAAACUCCCUUGGUACCGUGGACAGGAAUGGGAUUAUCUAAGGGGUGGUCUAACAACGGUGGAUCGUGACUAUGGUUGGGUUAACAACAUUCACCAUGACAUUGGCACCCAUGUUAUUCAUCAUCUUUUUCCACAAAUUCCACAUUAUCAUUUGGUUGAAGCGACUGAAGCAGCAAAGCCAGUGCUAGGAAAAUAUUAUCGUGAGCCAGAGAAAUCAGGGCCAGUUCCACACCAUCUAUUCAAGUAUUUCCUUCACAGCAUGAGUCAGGACCACUUUGUGAGUGACUCAGGAGACAUCGUAUUCUACCAAGCAGAUCCUAAGCUCCAAAAUAAUACUUGGACCAAGUCUGAGUAACAACAUUUUAUGCUAAAUUUAAAUUUGUUUCUGCCACUCAAUUGUUUCUUUUAGGUUACUUAUAAUGUUUUACCAUAGCAAGUCUAGGUGAAUUGUAUAAGAUUUUGUUUCAUGAAGAACGUUAGAAAUGCGUUUGUGUUUUUCAAUAAUUCAUGACUUUUAUUUAAUUUAAGAAGUUAUGUUAUAAAUGCA
Molecule: messenger RNA, 1469 nt
Organism: Medicago truncatula (barrel medic)
Lineage: Eukaryota; Viridiplantae; Streptophyta; Magnoliopsida; Fabales; Fabaceae
Product: omega-3 fatty acid desaturase, endoplasmic reticulum
Exons: 8
Coding region: 120-1277 (385 amino acids)
Biological process (GO): lipid metabolic process
Molecular function (GO): oxidoreductase activity, acting on paired donors, with oxidation of a pair of donors resulting in the reduction of molecular oxygen to two molecules of water
Source: RefSeq, a predicted model, not a curated record